AUGACCUCCAGAGACCUGGCUGUGGGGAUCUUCUUCCUGUCUCAGACUGCACUGGGAAUGCUGGGGAACUCAGCCUUGCUUUGCUGUUUUAUCAUUGCUGACUUCUCUGGAAUCAGGGCAAAGCCCACAGACCUGAUUGUCAAACACCUGACCUGGGCCAACUUCAUUGUUCUCUUCAAAGGAAUCCCACAGACCACUGCUGCUUUUAGUCAGACUUACUAUGUAGAUUAUGUUUCAUGUAAAGUUACCUUAUAUUUUCAUAGAGUUGCCAGAGGAGUAUCCCUUGGCUCUACAUCCCUUCUGAGUGUCUUUCAGGCCAUCACCAUCAAUCCCAGUAAUUCCAAGUGGGAACAGCUGAAGAUCAGAGUCCCCUGGAUCAUUGGCCCUUCCCUAGGCUUGUGCUGGGCCCUCCAGAUGAUGGUAUAUGCCUUCAUUCCGGUGUAUAUAACUGACAUAAGGGGUAGGAGAAAUGUUACUGCUAUGAAAUUUUAUGCUGUUGAGAGUCCUGCGAGACCAAUCAAAACACUUACUGUAAUCCUAUUGACAUCCAAUGAUGUCAUGUUUUGGGGACUGAUGAUGUGGGCCAGUGGCUACAUGGUGUUUAUCUUGCUCAAACACAAGCAGAGGGUCCAACACAUCCACAGAUUUCAGUCUCUUAGGUCAUCCCCUGAGACCAGAGCCACUCGAACUAUCCUUACUCUAGUGAGCAGCUUUGUGCUCUUCUAUGUAAUGUCUAUUGUCUUUACAUUUUAUCUCUCUAUCUUUGAUAGAUCUAGUAGGUUGCUGUCUGAUGCAGGUGUAGCCAUGGCUGCAUGCUUCCCAGCAUUUUGCCCUUUUCUGCUCAUUAGACACCACACCUCCACUUUCAGGCUCUGCUGUCCCAGUUCUUACCAGACAACACCCUGUCCUUGUGUUGUCAGGGAAUUCUAA
Messenger RNA from Peromyscus leucopus (white-footed mouse), 930 nucleotides. RefSeq names its product vomeronasal type-1 receptor 4-like. The record is from RefSeq and is a predicted model, not a curated record. Gene Ontology annotation, biological process: G protein-coupled receptor signaling pathway. Gene Ontology annotation, molecular function: pheromone receptor activity. NCBI's taxonomy places the organism in Eukaryota, Metazoa, Chordata, Mammalia, Rodentia, Cricetidae. The transcript has a single exon. Bases 1 to 930 code for a protein of 309 amino acids. Gene Ontology annotation, cellular component: membrane.